Molecule: messenger RNA, 2028 nt
Organism: Micropterus salmoides (largemouth bass)
Lineage: Eukaryota; Metazoa; Chordata; Actinopteri; Centrarchiformes; Centrarchidae
Product: parathyroid hormone 2 receptor-like
Biological process (GO): cell surface receptor signaling pathway; adenylate cyclase-modulating G protein-coupled receptor signaling pathway
Cellular component (GO): plasma membrane
Molecular function (GO): G protein-coupled peptide receptor activity; peptide hormone binding; parathyroid hormone receptor activity
Source: RefSeq, a predicted model, not a curated record
UCUUUUCAGGGUUUCUUUGUGUCCAUUAUCUAUUGCUACUGCAACGGAGAGGUCCAGACAGAGAUAAAGAAAACAUGGACACGCUGGAACCUGGCCUUUGAGUGGGAGGGCCCAGUGGUCUGCGGCCGCUACCAUUACGGCUCCGUCGUCGUCGGUAUCAACAACAACAGCACCAGCAGCCAGUCCCACCUGGCAGGGGGGUGGCCCUUCCACACGCUCCACGACGCUCGUUUCAAGCCGUGCUUGCCGGAGCACAUGUCCCCCCGUGAUCAGCAUGCACUCCACCCUCCCAGGUUACGUGAUCAGUAACUCGGACCCAUCAAUACCUGAAGAACCUGAGGACAGCGGCCCCAAGCGGGUGGACGACAUCUCGCUGAAGGAAAAUCUGCCUGUUCUUAGUACCAGUGCAACAGCUGAGGAUGAGGAGGAAACACUGUAGCAGCCGUCCAAAUGUUAAAACAUGUGGUAGAGAGUGAUGGAAAAGUUUGUAGGUGGAUCUGUGCUAACUGAAUCCAGUCUCAUGUAAACAAAACUCUAAAGAUGGUAUCAAAGGCUAAGGUUUCACUGUGUGUACAAGAAAAAUAUCAUGGACCCCCUCCCAUAUGUACUUAUUAAAAAAAAGUAAUAUAAAAUCACAGCUAUACAGUUAUGAAGUUGAUUGCUAGGUAGCAGCAUUGGAAUAAACUUCUCAGGGAGGGUUAUACCAUAGUGCCCUCUAUUGCUAUUAAUGCAAAAUAUGCUGUUGCUUGGAUUGUGGUGGACAUCACAUCUUAUGGAAAUUUAUUUCAAUAUUUUCAGUAAAGUGCAGGGGUGAAGUGAGGAUAAUAAUAAGCAGAAACAAAUCACACAGAAACACUUGUGAAAUAUACAAUACAACAAUAAUUAUAAACUGGGUUAGGCUUUGUCAAUCUCUUCCUUUCAGGAUUUCUUUGUGUCCAUCAUGUACUCAUACUGCAACGGAGAAGUGAGUGGAUGUUUCUUUCCAAAUGGUAUUGACCACACAGGAGAAGCACAAACAAUGCAAUUUAAAGCAAAUUAAAAAGUUUGCAAAUUAUAAAACCACACUUGGUUUCAGAUCAAUCAUAGCCUCUGGAAAUUGGUACUGACUCGAAUGAAUCGAGGGUCUGGCUGAAGUAGUAAAACAGUGACAUAAGCUACUUUUCAAUUAUUCUGUCUCUUGCCCUCUGAAAUAAAAUGUGUAGAAAAAAAGCACACAAAAACACUAUACAAAAAAAUAUACAACAACAAUUAUAAACUGGGUGAAACAGGUGGUCAGGAAAAACUAAAAGGUACUAGCAGCAUGAUAGCUGUAGAAUAAAACUCAUGAAUUGAACUGAAUUUAAACAUAGGCUAUAUUACUAUAUUUAAUUUUCUCCACAUAUUCCAAAGCUACAUAGAAAAUGUAAUUUACAGCCAUUUACAGGAGUUUCUAACCCUCUUGUUAAUUACGAUUUCAGCAGUAUCUGUCAUGUGAGCGGAGGAUACAUCCUUGUGAUGAAUCCUUUUUAUGGACAAAUUCUGUGUCGUGGUGACCUAAUGUGCUUGCUUGUACAGUCUUUGUGAAGAAUAUUGCAUUUUGUGCGGACAAACUUACUGGCUACAGCUGCCAAUUGAACAAAAAGGAAUGUAUGCAGUUUAUUUUGUAUUUGUAAAAUGAAAUGAAGAUAUUGAUCACUUCUCGGGACAUGUGUGAACAGACAUUUUGAAUUUGAUCUGUGGAUUCAUUUGCUAUUAUUACUGCUUGUAAGCAAGUCUUGCAACCUGGCAAGGCCAAAACCAUUGUCAGUAGCACAUACUGUUUUAUUACAAAUCAAAAGUGACAUUAAGUUUAAAUAAACUUUUACUUAAUCUUAUACAAUGAACUAUUGUGUGACUGCGAAGGGCUACACUUGGUGGCUGCUCAAGGGUUUUGUGUCUGCUUUGUGCAUGCAUGUCAGUACAUUUGGUGCUUGUCAUGAAAAGAGAAUCUUUAUUGUACACGUGCCUCUCCUGCUCCAGCAGAAGCUUUAUAAAAUGGACUUGAAAUGA